AUGUCGCUCACGGAGUCCGUGGCGGCAAUGGCGACUGCCAUUACUGUUGCGAACCAUCAUGGAACAAACAAUGGAACGGACGAUGAUGGACCCGGACGGAAAUGGGACGAUCAACUCAAGGGAGACCUAUAUACACAGCUCGUCAUCAGCUUGGCGUUAGGAAUAACUGCGUUUCUAUCUUUUUGUUUUUUGCGGCCCAAAUGGACAGAGUUAUACGCGGCUCGAAGGCGACAACGUCGCGCCGCACUAUAUUUACCAGAACUUCCCGAUAGCUUUUUCGGAUGGAUUCCAGUGCUGUGGAAGAUAACGGAGGAACAAGUUUUACAGUCCGCUGGGUUGGAUGCCUUUGUUUUUCUCUCCUUCUUCCGCUUCGCGAUUAGAUUCACGUCUACAGUGUUCAUUUUGGCCUUCGUGGUUCUUCUGCCAAUCCAUUACAGCUACACGAAGAAGCUAGGUAUUCCAGACUGGGAUAAAAGCAUUGAUGUCGGCGAGGACGGGAAGAAGAAAUUCAUUGACGACCCGCCGUAUCUAUGGACGUACGUCGUGUUUACGUACAUCUUUACUGGCCUUGCCAUUUUCAUGUUGUUCCAAGAGACGAAGAAAAUCAUCCAAACGAGACAGAAAUACCUGGGCAGCCAGACGAGUACGACUGAUCGGACGAUACGAUUAUCAGGUAUCCCGGCUGAGAUGGGAUCUGAAGAGAAUAUCAGGGAAUUUAUUGAAGGCUUGCACAUCGGAGAGGUUGAAAGUAUUACGCUAUGCCGUAAUUGGAGCUCUUUGGACCAUCUGAUUGAGGAGCGACUUAAAGUGCUACGGAAUUUGGAAACAUCUUGGGUUCAGUACCUUGGCUACAAGCGAGUCAGGAAAUCUGGCGACACUUUGCCUUUGAGACGCCAGCCAAUAGAUUCCAGUAUUUUCUCUGAGGACGACGAAAGGAUGCGCCUUUUGCUGGAAAACGGACAAGAUGACGCAUUUGAUCGGUCUAGGAAAAGACCAAUGGUGCGUCUAUGGUAUGGUCCGCUGAAGCUACGGUACCGGAAGGUUGAUGCUAUUGACUACUACGAAGAGAGACUCCGGAGGCUUGAUGAGGAAAUUCAGAGCGCUCGUCAGAAGGAAUAUCCGCCUACUGAGCUCGCGUUUGUGACCAUGAAAUCAAUAGCUGCGGCGCAGAUGCUCGUUCAGGCUAUACUUGAUCCUCAUCCGAUGAAGCUCCUUGCCAGAUUGGCCCCGGCCCCGGCGGAUGUGAUUUGGAAAAACACCUAUUUACCGCGUGCUCGGCGCAUGUUUCAGUCAUGGUCUAUUACUGUAUUAAUCUGCUUCCUAUCUGUGUUCUGGUCCGUGUUACUUGUGCCUGUUGGUACACUGCUUAAAUGGGAGACACUCCACAAGGUCUUGCCUCAACUGGCCGACGCUUUGGCUCGGCACCCUCUCGUCAAAUCACUUGUCACCACUGGUCUUCCUACCUUGGCCUUCUCUCUCUUGACUGUUGCUGUUCCCUACUUGUAUAAUUGGCUUUCGAACCACCAGGGAAUGAUGUCUCGAGGCGACAUCGAACUUUCCGUUAUCUCGAAGAAUUUCUUCUUCUCGUUCUUCAAUCUAUUCGUCAUAUUCACUGUCAUCGGCACUGCAACGAAUUUCUACGGUCUCUGGGAGCAUCUUCGGGACUCCUUCAAAGAUGCAACCACUAUCGCGACGGCUCUCGCCAAUUCGCUAGAAAACCUUGCUCCAUUUUACAUGAACGUCUUUGUUCUUCAGGGUCUAGGCUUGUUCCCACUCAAACUCCUUGAGGUCGGAAGCGUAUUUCUGUACCCUAUUAAUUACUUGAUGGCCAAAACGCCUCGAGAUUAUGCCGAGCUCUCCACAACAGCUACAUUCAGCUACGGAUAUUCGAUUCCACAAUCGAUACUGAUACUGGUCAUCUGUGUGAUUUACGGCGUAUUCCCAGCAUCUUGGCUGAUUUGCUUCUUUGGGCUGGUCUACUUCACAAUUGGUAACUUUAUCUACAAGUAUCAGCUCCUAUAUGCGAUGGACCAUCGACAGCACUCUACAGGACGAGCAUGGCCCAUGAUAUGCAACCGUGUCCUAGUGGGUCUGGUAGUGUUCCAACUUGCUAUGGCAGGCACUCUUGGUUUGCGCAAAGCAAUUACCUUGGCGCUGCUCAUUGUGCCCCUGAUCGGAGCCACAGUGUGGUUCAGCUACUUCUAUUCUCAGAGCUAUGAGCCGUUGACCAAAUUUAUUGCUCUAAAAAGCAUUUAUCGCGACACACCGACAUCUGGUGAUAUCUCUCCCUCUACAACUUCGACGUUCUCACCGCCUCUUGCUCUCGACCGUGAUGCGUUCCCAAUCCGACUAGGAGGGCAAGUGCUAGGACUCAAACUGAAGAGAUACGUCAACCCCAGUCUCAUUUUACCUCUAGACAGUGCUUGGCUCCCAGGACGCAAUCCAAUGCCAGAGCUUCAAGAGGACUUCGAGUACUACGAGGAUCAGAACCACGUUUCGGUGUAA
Messenger RNA from Aspergillus nidulans FGSC A4, 2505 nucleotides. RefSeq names its product putative DUF221 domain protein. Lineage: Eukaryota; Fungi; Ascomycota; Eurotiomycetes; Eurotiales; Aspergillaceae. Gene Ontology annotation, cellular component: membrane. Bases 1 to 2505 code for a protein of 834 amino acids. Gene Ontology annotation, biological process: monoatomic cation transmembrane transport. The transcript is spliced from 4 exons. Gene Ontology annotation, molecular function: calcium-activated cation channel activity. The record is from RefSeq and is a predicted model, not a curated record.